AUGGUACUCUUACAAACUAUUGUAGUUAUGAUUCCAAUAAUACCAUUUGCGAUAAUAAAUAUCUAUCAAGUUGUAACAUCAUCAAUAGUUAAAUCAGAUUAUCGUUUAUCGCAAGAACAAUUAGUCUAUACUGUAGCAAAUAUUAUUUUAUACGUUAGUUAUGCAUCGAACUUCUAUGUGUAUCUUAUCUCAGCUUCAUCUUAUCGUAAAGAUUUUCGACGACUUGUUCUAUUUUGUUAUCGUCAAAAUCAUGCAAGUAAUCGUAUUGGAAUUAUGGCAAGAGAACAAGUUGUAAUGAAGACAAACUCAACAGUAAAAUGA
Molecule: messenger RNA, 321 nt
Organism: Rotaria sp. Silwood1
Lineage: Eukaryota; Metazoa; Rotifera; Eurotatoria; Philodinida; Philodinidae
Source: the annotation of a GenBank genome assembly